This is a messenger RNA of Monopterus albus (swamp eel), 1543 nucleotides long. RefSeq names its product perilipin 2 (gene plin2). The coding region runs from base 79 to 1389 and encodes 436 amino acids. Gene Ontology annotation, cellular component: cytosol; lipid droplet. The transcript is spliced from 8 exons. The record is from RefSeq and is a predicted model, not a curated record. NCBI's taxonomy places the organism in Eukaryota, Metazoa, Chordata, Actinopteri, Synbranchiformes, Synbranchidae. Gene Ontology annotation, biological process: lipid storage; positive regulation of triglyceride storage.
AUCCAGCUGCUGUCGCUGCCAUGUACUGUUAUUCAGCUCAUUCGGACAUUUGUAUCACUUGGUUUUGUUUUAGCAGACAUGGCAGCAGCUGACGUUAUCUCAAACCAGAAUGUGGUAGAGAGGGUGACCAACCUGCCUCUGGUCAGCUCCACCUACGGGCUGGUGUCCAGCAUGUACUUCAACACCAAGGACACCCACCCGUACAUCAAGACCGUGUGCGAGGCUGCAGAGCAAGGAGUCCGCACCAUCACCUCCGUGGCCUUCACCACUGCUUCACCCAUCAUGGACAAGCUGGAACCUCAGAUUGCCAUUGCCAAUGACCUGGCCUGUAAAGGUUUGGACAAGAUUGAGAAAACCUUGCCAAUUCUUCACCACCCACCUGAGCAGAUUGUGUCCAAUGCUAAGGAUGUGGUAAACGCGGCCAAAGGUGUUGUGACAGGCACAGUCUCUGACACUCUCACCAGUGUGGUGGAAAAGACUCGGGGUGCGGUGCAAGGCGGGGUGGAGAAGACCAAGGCUGUCGUCAGCGGGAGUGUCAGCACGGUGCUGGAAAGCCGAGUGGGCCGGCUGGUGAGUAGCGGAGUGGAUACGGCCCUGAGUACGUCUGAGAGCCUGGUGGAGCAGUACCUGCCUCUGACGGAGGAUGAGCUGGAACUGGAGGAGAAAUCUUCCCAGGGCUUUGAUAAGAAGGAGCCAAGCUACUACGUGCGCCUGGGUUCUCUCUCCGUUAAGCUGAGGAAGCGGGCGUACACCAGCGCUGUAGCCAGAAUCCGAGAUGGCAAGCAGCGCAGCAUGGAAUUCAUUACUGAGCUCAACUCCACUGUUGACCUGAUUCAGUCUGGCAGAAAUAACAUCGACAGGACUAACCAGAUGGUUAACAGCAAGCUCAGCUCCGUGUUGUCGUGGAAGUCCAGUAGUCCAGACCAGGAGGACAGUCACAAGGCAGAGGUAAUCGAGUCUCGCACUCUGGCCCUGGCACGGUCCCUGACCCAGCAGCUGCAGACCACCUGCCUGGUCCUGGUCUCCAGCCUGCAAGGUCUCCCCAACCACGUCCAGCAGGAGGCGCUCUCCCUCGGCCGCUCUGCCACUCGGGUCUACAGCAGCUUCAGCAAAGCCCGGGUGGUGGGAGACCUGCCAGACAGCGUGCUGAGCAGCAGCCAAGUCCAGCUGGGCAAAAUCAAACAGUCCCUGGACAACGUCAUGGAUUACUUGGUCAACAACACGCCGCUCAACUGGCUGGUGGGUCCCUUCUACCCCCGCAUGCCUCCUGAGCAGACUCCUGCUACUCCGUCCUCCAGCUCUGCCUCCACACAGCUACACCGAGAGCAGCAGGAGCCCAUGGAGGUAGAGAUGGAGUCACUAGGUUCCCAACAGCAGAAGCAGCAGUGAUCACAGCUGUGCGCUCAUGUUUGUGGCAAGGCUUGUGACUGCUCUGUAGAUUUAACGUAGUGAGGCUUGAGAUGAAGACAGGAUGUAGAGCGCUGAUGUAGCUCCAUGCUUUAUGCUAUUUUAUACUUCAAAAAUAAAGUUUUUGCUCCAAUCA